Messenger RNA from Adineta steineri, 2775 nucleotides. The record is from the annotation of a GenBank genome assembly. Lineage: Eukaryota; Metazoa; Rotifera; Eurotatoria; Adinetida; Adinetidae.
AUGCAGUUCUUAUAUACUGUACUUGUCGUUGCUUUUAUUUAUUUUAGUAAGAUCGUCUAUGGGUGUGAUAAAGACCCACAUCAAGGAGUAUUGGUUAUUGCUGCUGGAUCUUUCCUGUCGGCAAGUAGUGAGCAAGGUGUUAAUUGGUCACCAUCAGAAAUAAAAGGUCAAAUGACAUUCAAUCAAGGUACUUGUCAAUAUGAAAAAGUAAUUGAAGGUUUACCAGCAAAUACAAACUAUGAUUGGAAAGUUGCCUUCAAUGGAAAUUGGGGUGGAGAUAAAGGAUGUAAUAAUGGUGGUAAUUGUCAAUUUAAUAGCGGUUCGUCAGGUGCAGUUCUUCUCAUCUAUAAUCCUUAUACUGGACAAUUGACAACACGUCCUCUUAGUAGUGGUCAAACGAUAAAUCCAAGUGUUACAACUACUGCAUCACCAUUAUCAUGUUCAAAUCCAUACAAAGGUCGAAUAGUUCGUGCAUCAGGUGAUUAUCAAACAGACUUAGGUAGUACUGCUCCAUGGCUUGCAACAGAAGCAAAUAGUUUAAUGACAUUUGAUGAAACAGCUUGUAUUUAUUUUCUUAUUCUUUCUGGUUUAAAACCAGAUAAAUUCUAUGAAUGGAAAAUAACAUUUGAUAAUGCAUGGUCUGGUAGUAUUGGUUGUGGAAAUGGUGGUAAUUGUAAAUUUUCAACAAGUGGUGCUGGUACAGUUAAACUUGAAUUUGAACCUAAUACAAAACAAUUAACAUUUCGUCCUCUUCCAACAAUUUGUGGUAAUGGACAAUGUGAAUUAGGUGAAACAUGUCGAACAUGUUUAGUUGAUUGUGGUGAAUGUCCACCAGCUGUAUGUGGUGAUGGUACAUGUGACGAUAGUGAAUCAUGUAGUUCAUGUCAGAAUGAUUGUGGUAAAUGUCCAGUAUGCGGUGAUGGUAUAUGUGCAUCGAAUGAAAAUCAUCAAACAUGUUCUCAAGAUUGUCCUAAUGAAUUACCUGGAUGUGAAAUAUUUCGAGAAGAAAGCUGUCAAAGUGGUUCACAAUUUCAAGCAAAUGCAGGUUCAGAUGCAAAACGUUGGCAAACACCAGUACCUGGUACAAAUGGUUAUCAAUCAUCCUAUCAAGAUUAUCAUACACUUGUUGGUUAUGCUGAUAUUAUUUAUACAAAUAGUGAUCGUCAAUCAGCUGAUGUUUGUCUUGAAACAAAACAUCGUUAUGCUAGUACAAUAACAUUACAUUAUUUCUUUGAUGGUAUUGCUCAAACAACGAAAUGUAAACGUUUUACAACUUCCUACACAGGUAUAUUAGAAGUGAUAGUGAAAGGAAGUGAUGGAUCAACAUUACAAUUACCUGAUGUUGAUUUUGCUUGGAAUGCAAAACCAAUUGCUAGUCGAUCAGGUGAUUAUCGUAAUGGACAAAAAGGUGCUGUAGCAGAAAUGUUCGGUUGGCAACAUAAAGAUAUAAAAGAAGAAUGUGAAUUUCUUGGUAAAGCUGGUUAUUUAGGUGUAAAACUUUUUCCUGUACAUGAACAAUUAAUGUCAACACAACCAUUUGAAAAUGCAAUGAAUCCAUGGUAUUUCAUGUAUCAACCAAUAUCAUAUAAUUUAGAUGGUCGAAUGGGUACACGUGAAGAAUUACGUGAUUUAAUUCAAACAUGUCGUGGAUAUGGUGUUCGAGUAUAUAUUGAUGCAGUUCUUAAUCAUUUUACUGGAGCUGGUAAUGAUAUGAAUCAACAUCGUAAUCCUAAUGGUUGUGUAAAAUGGGGUAAUAAAACAAGUAGUGCACCCGUAGAACGACAAUCACCCUAUUAUACAGGUGCUUAUACCUAUCAAUAUAAUCCAAACACGGGUAAAGCUCCAGCAAAUGAAUUUCCUGGUGCUGCUAUUGGUCCUGAAGAUUUUCAUUGUGAUCGUGUACUUGGUUCAUGGUCUGAUUUAUUUAUUUUAAAUAAUGGUUGGCUUGUUGGUCUUACUGAUCUUGAUACAUCAAGAGAAACUGUACGUGAACGACAAGCAGCAUAUCUUGUUGAUAUGUUAAGUUUAGGUGCUAGUGGUUUUCGUAUUGAUGCAGCUAAACAUAUGUCACCUGAAGAUAUUUCUGCAAUCAUGAAAAAAGUUCAAACAAAAAUGGGUGGAAAAUUACCAGAUGAUUUCUUUGUUUGGCUUGAAGUUCUUACAGGUGGAGAAGCUGGUGUUAUAUGGCAAGGACCCUCAUGGUAUGGUACUAUGUUUGAAAAUAUUCUUAAAAAAGACCUUGGUUCAGAUUCUGAAGUCAAUAAAAUCAAAAUGUGGGAUGGUCUUUAUCCAAAAGAACCACAAAAUAAUCCAACAGUUUCUCGUCAUCGUGUAGUUAUUCAAAAUGAUGAUCAUGAUCAACAAAAUCCCGGUUCAAGUAGUCGUGAUAUGGCUAAUUUUGGUUGUGUUCUUGUUAAAAAUUGUCCUGUUGGAGAACAUCGUAAUUUUGAAAUUCGUCUUUUUACAGAUCCAAAUGGUGUUACUAAUAACAAUGAUGAUUGGCCUAUUCGAUUUAUUCUCUCAUCUUAUUAUCAUACUCAUGGUGAUCUUGGAAUUCCCGAUGGAAAAUCAUCAUGUGAUCUAUGUACUACAACAUGUGAAACAUGUCGUUCAUCAGUACCUUAUAUAAAAGCAUACGAUCGUAUGGCAUGUGCCUAUACAGGUAGUGGUUAUACUCGCACACAUCGAGAUAUAGCUGUAAUCAAUGCGAUGCGCGCGUGGAUGAAACUGGCACCUGUAUCUGGAUCAUCUUUGGGUAUUGCACAUUGUGCAUAG